Brachypodium distachyon (stiff brome) is the source of this 3251-nucleotide messenger RNA. RefSeq lists its product as uncharacterized. Bases 1201 to 2232 code for a protein of 343 amino acids. Gene Ontology annotation, molecular function: nucleic acid binding; RNA-DNA hybrid ribonuclease activity. The transcript has a single exon. The record is from RefSeq and is a predicted model, not a curated record. Lineage: Eukaryota; Viridiplantae; Streptophyta; Magnoliopsida; Poales; Poaceae.
CAUCCCGACUGGCUGGCAAACCUGGUCAUGGUCGAGAAGAACAAAGACGACCCAACUGCUACCAAGGUGUGGCGCAUGUGUAUCGAUUACACCAGCCUGAACAAGGCAUGUCCCAAAGAUCCUUUUCCAUUAAUGUCUUUUGUAAACGCGUACUCUGGUUUUCACUAGAUACCGCUGAACCCUAAUGAUCAAAUAAAGACAUCAUUUAUCACCCCGUUCGGGGCUUAUUGCUAUCGUACUAUGUCGUUUGGUUUGAGAAAUGCAGGGGCUACUUAUCAAAGAUGCAUGCAGAAAUCCUUGCACGAUCAACUCGGCAAAAAUGUGCAGGUAUAUGUCGAUGGUGUCGUUAUAAAAACCAAGGAGAGCGCCACGCUCCUGGAUGAUAUCCGGGAAACAUUCACGAAUCUGAGGAGGUUCCGAAUGAAAUUAAACCCGGCCAAAUGCACAUUCGGUGUGCUGGCGGGAAAGUUGCUUGGGUUCCUCGUAUCAAGCCGGGGUAUAGAAACGAACCACGUGAAGAUUGCCACGAUAGAAAGAAUGAAACUGCCGAAAUGCCUCAAGGAUGUGCAAAAAUUCACUAGAUGCCUAGCAUCAUUAAGUCGUUUCGUUAGUCGGCUGGGUGAAGGCAAUGCCCUUAUACUAGCUGAUGAAAAAAACCGACAAAUUUGUGUGGACGCAAUAGGCAGACGUAGCUUUUCAAGAGUUGAAGAAGAUGAUCGCUACAGCACCGAUAUUAGCCUCGCCAAUGGAGAAGGAGCCGAUGUUGUUAUACAUAGCAGCAACAAACCGAGUCGUGAGUGCCGUCAUAGUGGUGGAAAGAGAUGAAGACGGCAAAUCGGUGCAAAGGCCGGCAUAUUACUUGAGCAAGGUGCGAUCGUCGUCUAAGCAGAAUUAUCCCCACUACCAAAAAAUGGCAUACGGCGUCUACAUGGAGGCAAAGAAACUGAAGCAUUGCUUUGAUGCACAUCAAAUCCGAGUUAUAUGUGAGACGCCCGUCUCGGAAAUCAUGAAUAACAAAGACGCGAGCGGCCGUAUAGCAAAAUGGGCUUUCGAGUUAGCACCCUAUGCGUUGCAAUACGAUAGAGGGAUGCCGUGAAAUCUCAGGCUCUGGCGGAUUUCUUGGUGGAUUGGGCUGAGAUGGAGUAUGAGCCGCCACCGCCAGAAACUAGCUACUAGAAGACGCACUUUGACGGUUCCAAGAUGAAAAGCGGGCUUGGUGCCGGCAUAGUUCUGACCUCGCCAAAAUGCGACCAACUUAAAUACGUGUUGCAAAUUCACUUCGCAGCAUCCAACAAUGUUGCCAAGUAUGAGGCGCUUGUGAACGGACUGAAAAUGGCAAAGGAAAUUGGAGUCCGUCAAAUUCAAUGCUUUGAUGAUUCCGAUCUGGUAGUCCAGCAAGCCUCCGGCAACUGGGAUGCGUUGGAUGCCAAUAUGGCGCUAUACCGGUUCCAUGUUCAGAAAAUCAGUGGCCACUUCGAAGGGUGCGAGUUUCACAAUAUACCGCGGGCGGAGAACGAGGCAGCCGACACAUUGUCAAAACUCGGCUCGACACGACAGGCCAUUCCAGCUGGCGUGGCAUUGGAGCAUUUACGCAAACCAUCCAUUAAGCCAUCACCAGAAUCGGAGUCGAUAUUUAUCCCGGCGAGCUCAGAAGCCGACGUCGUCCCCAUGGACAUUGAUAGUGGCAGCGGUUCCGGUAACCCGGGGACUGAGCGCCUUAACUCGGCAGAAGCAAUGGCGGUUGAGCCAAUGGAGAUAGACAUACCAGAUGAGUCGAUUUUUACCACUCAUCCCAUGCCGGCUUGGGCGCAACCAAUAAUGUCCUACCUCAAAGACAGGAGUCUCCCGGAAGAGGAAGUGUCGGCAAGGCAAAUUCAGAGAAGGGCGAAGGCGUACACCAUCAUCAAUGGCGAGCUAUACAAGAGGAGUGUCACUAAUGUCCUCCAGCGAUGCGUCGAGCCGGAAGAAGGGCAAGAGAUACUCCUGGAUAUUCAUCAGGGAGAGUGCGGCGAUCAUGCAUCUUCAAGAACGCUAGUGGGCAAGGCAUUCCGACAUGGUUUCUACUGGCCGAGUGCACUACAGGAAGCAGAAGACAUAGUCAUGAAGUGUAACGGCUACCAGAGAUAUGCCAGCAAGAUUCAUAUGCCGGCAUCCGAGCUCAAGACUAUUCCAAUCACUUGGUCAUUUGCUAUUUGGUGUUUAGAUAUGGUGGGACCUUUCAAGUGGGCGUGAGAAGGCAUGACGCAUAUCUUGGUCAUGGUCGACAAGUUCACCAAAUAGAUUGAGCUAAAGCCGAUACGAAAAUGUGACGGCAAGACCGCGGUGUCAUUCCUGAAGGACAUCAUCUUGAGAUAUGGGUACCCGCACAGUGUUAUCACGGAUAAUGAAACGAAUUUCGCGGAGGGACCUUUCGCACGAUUUUGUGCGGAACAGAAGUUCCGGCUGGAUAUCGCUUCUGUAGCACACCCUCAGUCCAAUGGACAAGUUGAAAGGGCAAACGGUACGGUUUUAGCCGGCAUAAAAACUCGGUUGAUUGAACCAUUGGAACGUACUCUGGGAUGCUGGCUGGACGAACUCCCGGCUGUGCUAUGGAGUCUCAGGACGACUCCCAAUCGCUCCACAGGCUAUACGUCAUUCUUCCUCGUAUACGGGGCGGAAGCUGUCGUACCAGCCGACAUUAAACAUGACUCCCCGCGAGUGACCAUGUAUACCGAAGCCGAGGUAAAAGAGGCCCGAGAAAAUGAUGUCGACCUGCUCGAAGAAGCACGGGAGUUAGCUCUAUCUCGGUCGGCCAUGUAUCAACAGCACCUAAGGCGUUAUCACAGCCGAAAGGUCAACCCACAGGUAUUCCGGGAAGGAGACCUCGUCGUCCGACUUGUGCAGCGCACAGCCGGCAUGCAUAAACUAUCACCCCCAUGGGAAGGACUCUUCAUUGUGAGCAGAGCACUUCACAACGAUUCCUACUAUCUUAUAGAUGCGCAAGAUCACAAGGCGAACAGGAUGGACCGAUCAGGCGAGGAGACCAAAAGGCCAUGGAACGUAGCUUUGCUUCGUCCGUUCUAUACUUGAGAGAUGAGUAUUAGUAUCAUUUUCUCCUUAUGUUGAAUGUCUUGGGACAAUGAAAUUAUCCGCCGAGUUCUUAAAAGGAAAUCGGGGACUUCCAUGUUAUUUAAGUAUUGCAAUCAAUUAUCUUUUGUAUGUCGGCAUGGCUUAGUUGUGUAAUCUUAUGUCGGUUUAGUAGUGUGUCGUUA